This is a messenger RNA of Schistosoma rodhaini, 1077 nucleotides long. NCBI's taxonomy places the organism in Eukaryota, Metazoa, Platyhelminthes, Trematoda, Strigeidida, Schistosomatidae. The record is from the annotation of a GenBank genome assembly.
AUGGAUAGUAAACAUCGAGAAGCUUGUAAUGUUCAAACGACACUGGCUAAUAAAGGAUAUUCAUUCUCGGCUGAAGAAAUACAGAAAAUCAUGGAGGUUCUUAGUGGAGUUUCUCUAAAACUUAUCAUAACCAAUGUUCCACCCGAGGUUUUCAAGCACAAUGCUGCGCAGGUAUGUUUUGAGGACCUGUUUAGGUCGUUUGACAGUCAGUCCAAAUUCGUAUACCUGCCGAGUUUCCAAAGAGUUCUAGUUUACAUGAGCAGACCAGAAGCUGCGUUGUUGGCACGUUUGGAAACCCAAGGGUGGACGCUUCCUGAACAUGUAUUUACUAACAUACCAAACAGUUCAGUAAAUAUUAAUAGUGGUGGAAUCAACUGUUAUAUUGGGAAUUUCGAAGAUAGUAAUGAUAAAAAUGAAAUUAAUGAUGAAGAGGAGUGCGGUUACUGUGAUAAUCCAGAAUGCAUUGUUGAUUCUGAUGAAUACUUUGAUGAUGGUCGGACUGAAGAUUGUAAAGAGAAUACAGACUUCCAAUCGACUUCACUCGCUAACAAGGGACUGUUAAAUCAAGAUGAUGUAGAAGAAAAUCCAGCUGAAUUUAUUGCAUCACCUGUAUCUCCUAUUGUUAAUAGUAGUCGCAAUUUUAGAAGCCAGAGAGAACUAUCUCCAGAUAGGACUACUGAAUUCAAAAAUAUAAGCAAUACGUGUGGUGACAAGAAUAUAGAUGUACCACUUUUUCAGAAUGAUGUUUGUAAACAUGGUAAAUAUAAACGACGUAGUUUGGGUUGUUCAAUGAAACAUCUAGCUCCUCCAAAACCAUGUCGAUUAUUCUUACUUUCUCCACCUGCUUCACCUCCUGUUGGGUGGGAACCAAAACCAGAAUGUGAACCUGUUAUCAAUUAUGAACUUUUACAAGCCUUAGCUUCAUUAGCACCAGGUGAGGCAUUUGAAUUGCAUCCACGUGAUCAAGCUAAUCAUCACCCAAGUAUUGUGAUAACACCAUGUGAAACUGGUCUAACGUAUGAUAAAGAUGUGAAAAAACUUCGAAUAGUGCAAACUAAGUGUCCAGAUCGUAAAUGA